GGAGACCUUUUAUACACUUUGCAUGAAGCAGCUACAGCUAGGCCUACCAUGCUGGAAAAUCUACGCACCGUCAAUUUACAAAUUGACGAUGAUCCAAUGUUGUCAGCAUGAAAAUAUCUACGCACCAUAAUAUAGAUCAUUAUUUAUGUUUAUCGCUGUCGUUUUCAGAAACAGAAGCAAGUAUCAAUGGAUCCUGCAGACUCCGGUUGUGAGGGUGAACAUUCGGCACACGGUCGUCCGAACGUACAAACCAGGAGGUACACUGCUGGUUAUUGACCUACGAUAUGUGCGGAAGACUGUAAGACCCCUCUUGUCUCCCCUCUACAUCAGAGCUAAGCUUAUCAUAGGGCAUAGUCAUUUACCACAAUAAUUCUGAGGCUCCUUUAAUUUCAGCGCUAUUGACAUUCAGCGAUGAAAGCAACAAAUAGCGCAGUAAGUCGAAGAUUUAGGGAAAUCUUAGGCAACAUUUUGCGGAGUAGAUCCCGAUCGGCGUUGAAGACGAAAACCAGCAUUGCAUGACUAAGCCCAAGCCCUGUACUAAACUUGAAAUCAUGUCAGAGAUUCUAUUACUCACGUCAGAGAUAUCAUCACUCACGUUAGAUAUAUUGAUUAUCAUUGUUCACCAGCUAACUAUAACUUGUACUAGAAGUGGGUCCGGGUUGGCAUCACGAAAAUAGGGCAGAGACAGCGUCUCUGGGCGUGUUUCGAGUGGCUGCUCCUAAUCCGUGACCUCGUGUUUAAGCGGUAAAGGCAGUUGCUUGGAGAUCCUACUGUCUGGCCCACGGAGACACGUCGACACAUAGCGCUGCUCCGCGAUACUCGUGUAGUAUAGAGUAUUUAGCGACAAAAUUACACCCUUUCAUGGGGAUCAUACAGGGCUCGCAAAUGAAUCUGAAUCUAGUAGAGCUUAAUGAUCGCAAAAAAAUGUCUUGAUGUUAAUGGCGUAUCAAGCUCCUACUAGAAGCGUCAUUCAUCUUGGAAGAGAAGCUCCAUCUUGAUGAGCGUCUUUCCAAAUCGAUUUCAGUUUUGAUUUAGUAAGUUUUUUUACUAUCGGGGUUUUAAUUUGAUGCUAUUUGAAAAAGUAAUAUUAUUGUGACGCUGGAGCUGUUCCUAAUGCUGGGUCCAGGUAGCGAAUAACGAGCAAGGGCU
Amoebophrya sp. A25 is the source of this 1149-nucleotide messenger RNA. NCBI's taxonomy places the organism in Eukaryota, Dinophyceae, Syndiniales, Amoebophryaceae. The record is from the annotation of a GenBank genome assembly.